CUGCAGGCGGGCUUGAUAAAGCUUCAGAACAGGCCCGGUGCCCACCAAUAAUUACUACUACACACAAGCAGCCCCCCCUCCCCUCCUUCUCAAUCCUGCAGUAUCAAGAUGCGCCUCCUCAGUCUUGCCCUGCCUGUCCUGCUGAGGCUGGGCUUCGCCCGCGCAACCUUUACCCUAAACCAGGUCGAAGAUCAGAUCUCGUCAUAUUUGGACCAAAACGAGACGAUCGCAGAGCGGUCUCUUUCGCAGAUUGGCUGCUCGGUUGCCUGUGGCUUCCUCUCAUUCACCCUGCCAAAGAGGCUCUCAUACCCUGACACGCCAAACUACGAGUUCGAGGAGUCGAGGUAUUGGUCGCAGCAGCAGGCGCUCACGAGACCGUCGUGCCGCUUUUCCCCGGCCUCGGCAGAGGAGGUGUCUCUCGCCGUCUUGACCCUGCGCCUCACCCAGUGCAAGUUUGCCGUUAAGAGCGGCGGCCAUGCUGCCUUCUCCGGCGCCUCCAACAUCAAAGACGGAUUGACCAUUGACCUGAUCAACCUCAACAAGAUUGUCCUCUCGGCCGACCAGAAGCAGACGUCUGUGGGCGCCGGCAACGUCUGGUACGACGUGUUCAAGUACCUCACGCCCAAGGGUCUGACUGUCAUCGGAGGGAGAGUCUCGGCCAUUGGCGUCGGCGGCUUGACGCUGGGCGGAGGCAUCUCCUUUUUCUCUGCCCGGUAUGGAUGGGCGUGCGACAACGUCAACAACUUCCAGGUCGUGCUCGCAGAUGGAUCCAUUCGCGAUGUCAGCUACUCAUCCUCCUACUCGGACCUGUACUGGGCUCUUCGCGGAGGCGGCAACAACUUCGGCAUCGUGACGCGCUUCGACCUCGCCACCUACCCGCAGGGCGACCUUUGGGCAGGCGCAAAGACCUUCCUCUACACCAACGAGACGGCCGCCGCCGUGAACAACGCGUUCUACUAUCUUGCUGUCAACGGCCCGUCCGAUCCUUAUGCGCAGACCAUCGUCGCGUACGCGUACGCCCAGGCGCAGGGCGUGUUUGUUAUUGCCACGGAUCUCCAAUACGGCAAGCCCGUUGCGAACCCGCCCAUCUUCCAAAACUUCACGUCGAUCCCCGGCGCCAUUGCCGACACUCUUCGCGUGACCGACCUUCCCGGCCUGACGAUUGAGUUCAACAACACCAACCCUGGCGGCUUUCGACAAUCGUACUGGACUUACACGGUGGGCAAUGAUCCCGAUCUGAUGGCAGAGAUGGUCGCUGCCUACAUGGACGAGGUCAACAAGAUCAAGGACGCUCCAGGGCUCGUCCCUUCAGCCGUGUACCAGCCCAUCACCACGGGCAUGACUUCCCACUUUUCGAAGAAUGGCGGAAACCCGCUUGGGCUCGCUGGCAAAGGUCCCUUCAACGUCGUCAACAUUGCCAUCUCCUGGUCCAAUGCCGCCGACGACGCUCGCGUCCUCGCUGCGGGAAAGAACAUAGUCGAUAGGGCCGUUGCCGCGGCCAGGGCUCGGGGCCUGGACCAGCCGUUCCUGUACCAGAACUACGCCUCGCAGCAGCAAAAUGUCUUCGCUUCUUACGGGAGCGACAACCUCGCUAGGCUGAGAGCCAUUAGUUCCAAGUACGACCCUGCCAAGGUGUGGCAGAAGCUGCAGCCGGGAUACUUUAAGCUCGGCUAA
This is a messenger RNA of Purpureocillium takamizusanense, 1674 nucleotides long. RefSeq lists its product as uncharacterized. Gene Ontology annotation, molecular function: FAD binding. The record is from RefSeq and is a predicted model, not a curated record. The transcript has 6 exons. Lineage: Eukaryota; Fungi; Ascomycota; Sordariomycetes; Hypocreales; Ophiocordycipitaceae. Bases 109 to 1674 code for a protein of 521 amino acids.